AUGGGCGGAGUCGCCCGAUUCUUUGUAUUUAACGUUCUCCCGUUUGGUAUCUCUACGGCGGGUUAUAUUUUCACAAAGUUCUUACGACAGGUAGUCAAGCACGUGCGUGGUCAAGGUCACAAACUAGUUAUGUUUUUGGACGACGGCAUUGGUGGUCAUGGUACGGCAGGCGGGGCUAACGUAGCCAGUCAAUGCGUAAAGAGAUGUUUGAGAGAUUACGGUUUCCUUAUCGCGGACGAAAAGUGCCAAUGGGAGCCAUCCCAGGAUGUCACGUGGCUCGGGUACACGUGGGCAAUGAUAGAAGGCGUGCUUAGAGUUUCCACCGACAGGGUUGACAGAUUGGUGUCAUUGUUGAAACACACUAUGUCGUUAGUCUGUAGCAGAGGUCAACUGUUGUUCUCGGCCAGGUAUAUCGCCAGCAUUGUAGGGCUGGUCAUAUCAAUGCACAGUGUAAUAGGAUCGACGGUUCGACUGCGUACGCGUGAACUUAGCGCAAGUUUGUUGACGAGAGCCAGCUGGAAUGCUGGAGUGUUUUUGAGCGCAGAGGCGCUGAACGAAAUAGAAUUUUGGCUUUCUAAUGUACAAACUUUAAACGACAAAGGGUCGACAUUGAGGGAGAGUAACAAAUGUUCAAAGGUAAUUUGUACCGAUGCCUCUGAGGUAGGUUACGGAGGUUUUGUUAUCCCCUGUGUGGAUCCUCUUAUGGAGGGAGAUGAAACACUUAGUGCCGAGGACACUAGUUAUAUGCAUGAGGCAUUGGCCUUGGCUGAAGACGACGGUUUUAUUCCAAAUGUGGAAAGGUUGUACGAGCAUGGUGACUGCGUGGUCAUAGGAACAUGGGACAGUGACGAGCGCGUGCGUAGUUCCACGUGGAAAGAGUUGGAGGCAGCGAAGCGCGUAUUGUUUACUACUAUAGAUAGGGUCAAAGGUCACAAUGUCAGGUUAUUCAUGGAUAACAAGGGCGCAUGUACAAUCGCUCGGGUCGGUAGCGGUAAAACACACUUACAGAAGGUCGCUAUGGACAUGCAUAGGCUUACGUCCAGUAAUAGUGUUAACCUGGUAACACAGUGGUUGCCCAGAAAUAGCAAUAAAACCGCUGAUUUUCUCAGCAGAUGUUCUGAUUCCGAUGAUUGGUCUGUUCAGGCUUGGGUGUUUGGUGUUUGUGAGAAGAAGUGGGGACCACAUGAAGUUGAUCGUUUCGCUUCAGAUUACAAUAAAAAAUGCACUCGUUUUAAUUCCCGGUGGUAG
Molecule: messenger RNA, 1248 nt
Organism: Pecten maximus
Lineage: Eukaryota; Metazoa; Mollusca; Bivalvia; Pectinida; Pectinidae
Exons: 1
Coding region: 1-1248 (415 amino acids)
Source: RefSeq, a predicted model, not a curated record